AUGGCCGACGAAGAAUCAAUGAUCCUCGUAGCACUCAUUGCGUCUCUCGUCGCAAUCAUCAUCGCCCUGGGUCAGCUCUUGGCACAGAUAUUUGGAACGGUAGAGGGCUACAGACGAUGCCAGCCUUCUGUCUUGGGUCCUUUUUGGGCCCGCAAAACAAAGGCGCCCUGGCGUUGGAGCCAGUUUCGAAUCGAGAUAUUUUUCACAACGCCCGAAAUUGCUUUGGUAUCGUCUCCGCCGGCCGUUUCUCCUUCUUCUUUCCUCACGAUUGCACACUCAAUUUCCAGCCCCGAGGCGGCUCGAGAAACUAGCGAUGCGCCCGUAAACGAGCUUUCUUGGCCCGUCUUGUUUCCCCGGCAGCGAUCUUGGGACUUUAUGCCGCCGGAUGUCGUCCGCCCGUUUGCCUCCACCACGCUGUCGGAUAUUGCCAUCUUGGCACGGCGUAUGGGCAUGACGUGGACCGAAUUUAAGCCCGCCGAAGGUGUGCUGGAAGCCCAGGGCAGUGGCCACGCCCUGUCGUCCACAACAGUGCGAGGCGUUGGGCUCAUGCUCACCUAUCGUCUUUUAAGUGAAUCCGGACUAUCCAAUCAUAAGGCUAUUUCCAACUUGGCUAGAAGAGAUCGACUAGUGUAUUCAUCUGACUAUUCAAUUCCCAAGGCACUUGUCUGCACAACGCACACUGACAUGAUGUGGUUCGGCCUCCUUCCAGGUAAUGUCGAGCUGGGGCUACCCAACUUGGAAAUAGGAACCUCCGACAAGAUCUAUGCAACACUAUCGGCGUUGGAUCCUUCGGGGAAGGCGGCUAGGAACCUGAGAGCGCUGCAGGCAGAAGAUGCUCGGCGGCUACAUGGUUUCUGCGACAUCGUCCCGAUGGUGGCACCCUGGCUGCGUCAGCGGCCCGGUACCCUCAAUCAAUACCCACGCCCCUGGAGUUACACAUAUGGGCUGACAUGGUAUCACGUAGCUUACCAUGCGUUCUACCACCGGCUCUGUGAGUACCAUAAACAUGGCUUUGGAACGCUGUCAACACGCUGUGUAGAAACCGAGUACCUGGCACUACAGAACAUGUGUGGAGAUGAGUGGGAUAGAAUCAGCCCCAACGUCAAUUUCAGAAAGGGGGAGUUUUUUGACAAGAUCCAACGUCUCUACGAGCAAACAACACGAUACUUUUUAAACAAAAAGCAAAUGACAUCAGAAGCCCACCAAAGGCACAACGGGAUCGAUUACAUGGACCUGGUAACAGCGCAUCUCUGCGAGGCCCCUCGCUCGUACGGUGAUGCGUAG
Truncatella angustata is the source of this 1284-nucleotide messenger RNA. RefSeq lists its product as uncharacterized. Bases 1 to 1284 code for a protein of 427 amino acids. The transcript has 2 exons. The record is from RefSeq and is a predicted model, not a curated record. Lineage: Eukaryota; Fungi; Ascomycota; Sordariomycetes; Amphisphaeriales; Sporocadaceae.